This is a messenger RNA of Aspergillus welwitschiae, 3726 nucleotides long. Its product is annotated as decapping enzyme complex catalytic subunit DCP2. Gene Ontology annotation, biological process: nuclear-transcribed mRNA catabolic process, nonsense-mediated decay; deadenylation-dependent decapping of nuclear-transcribed mRNA. The record is from RefSeq and is a predicted model, not a curated record. The coding region runs from base 1 to 3726 and encodes 1241 amino acids. Gene Ontology annotation, cellular component: cytoplasm; P-body. Gene Ontology annotation, molecular function: protein binding; RNA binding; 5'-(N(7)-methylguanosine 5'-triphospho)-[mRNA] hydrolase activity. The transcript has 4 exons. NCBI's taxonomy places the organism in Eukaryota, Fungi, Ascomycota, Eurotiomycetes, Eurotiales, Aspergillaceae.
AUGCAGUUGGAAGACUGGCUGGAUGAUUUGUGUCUCGAAUCUGUUGAACGCAUCUGUUUUCAGGUUGAAGAAGCACAAUGGUUCUACGAAGACUUCAUUCGGCCGUUGGAUCCGGCUCUUCCGUCCUUGUCCCUGAAAGCCUUCGCUUUGCGCAUCUUUCAGCAUUGCCCAUUGAUGUCCCAAUGGUCGCACUAUCACCACAUCACUGCGUUUUCCGAAUUCCUGGCCUACAAAACCCGGGUCCCGGUGCGCGGUGCCAUCAUGCUCAACCAUGACAUGGAUGAGGUGGUCUUAGUCAAAGGCUGGAAGAAGGGCGCCAACUGGAGUUUUCCACGAGGCAAAAUCAACAAAGAUGAGAAAGACAUCGACUGUGCCAUCCGGGAAGUGUACGAGGAAACUGGUUUUGACGUUCGACAAGCUGGAUUGGUCCAAGAUGAGAAAGAUGUCAAGUUCAUCGAAAUCACCAUGAGAGAGCAGCACAUGAGGCUGUAUGUUUUCCGGGGCGUGCCACAGGAUGCUCAUUUCGAGCCGCGUACCCGCAAGGAGAUCAGCAAGAUUGAGUGGUACAAGCUGUCGGAGUUGCCGACCCUGAAGAAGAGCAAGCAGCAAGAUCAAGGCUUCGUCGUCGCCAAUGCGAACAAGUUCUACAUGGUAGCUCCGUUUAUGCAUCCCCUCAAGAAGUGGAUUGCCCAACAAAAGAGGCUUGAAGGAAAGCUGCCAGGUGGCCCGAAGUUACCUAUGCCGAACGACAUGUCGAUUGACGAAGCUUCCCAUGCCGUGCACAGCUUCACACCAAACCAAGCCGCUGCGGAAAUGGCUACGCCCAGUGACUUGCCAGAACUUGCGUCGACCCAAGACGCCUCUGCUCACCUUAAGCGCCUACUCAACAUCAACAAUCUGGUUCCCCCUAAGAAUCCAUCGCCGGUCACCCAUUCGCCAGUGUCCGGGCCUAGUACCUCUAAAUCUAAUGCUCUCUUAGAGCUGCUGAGGACCGGCUCGUCUCGUGAAUCCCUUCCACAAGCCCCUAUUCCAGAGCAGCAAUCGACUCCAGCACCUCCCCCAGGAAGUAUGCCUCCUGUGAGUCGGCCUCAUCCCGCGAUGGGCUUCUUCCCGGGCUUUCCUCAACAAGGCCCUCAUGUCGGGGUACCUCCCAGCUUGCCGUCAUACCCACAACCAAAUCACGGUCCUGUACCACAUCUACCAGCAUCCAUUGUCAAUGCAAUGCCUCAUGGCCCGUUGAAUCAAAUACCGCUUUCUGCUGCUCCUCCGGGGCCAUCGGGCAAUUUUCACGGAACGUUCCCCCCUCAGCAGUCGCUUGCAUCACACUUCUACAAGGAGACAGGUUCACUGGCAGAACUCGCUCCCGCUCCGCAGAGUCAAGCUGCCCCUGCCCCCUACCAUCGCACGGGUGAUCCUCAAUUCUCUCAAUCAGGUCAGCCUUCCCAAGUUCAGGGUGCGACUGUGCCACCGGCGAGCAAGUUGCCUCCACCGAAACUUACGAGCCAUUCCCUGGCUCUGUUGAAUGUUUUCAAGGAUGAUUCGACCAAAACACCCAAGACGCCUAAGGCGAACUUGGUGUCACAUACAGGAGCGGCACCAGCCAAUGAACGAAGAUCAUCACAGCAUCAGGAUCAGCUCCUUAAUCUGCUGAGAGGGUCUCCGGCUCCUGCUGUCUCUGGGCCGGCCGAACUAUCGGGUCAGUCAGUGUCCCCGGCUAGAAAACAAGUCCUUCAACGGCCCCGGGGUGACCAGAGCCCUGCGCGGCGCAGUUCGCCCGCGGCUAAACCAUGGACUUCUGCACCAGCCUCUGGACCGACCAUGCAUACUCUACAGCCUGGAACUCUAAAGCCGUCGAGAAAGGGACAGAAUGGGCCGAAUCGCAAAGGACCCAGAACUGAGCAGGCAUCAGCUGUCACGGCCCCUAUAACAAUCCUGGCAAGACCGCAAGCCGCUAAGGAACAGCCUUCCGCGCGCGCUUCUCCGCAAUCCUCCCGACCUCCCUCCCAGCCUAGGGGUCCGAAACCCAGUUCUCCAGAGCCACCGAAACCCUUCCAGCCACAAAUUCUACGUCGCUCUGAUCAUCCAAAUGCGAUCAAUCUUCUCCCGAUUCGGACUGCACUCAAUGAGAAUCAGGAUCAACAGGCCGCCGCACGCUCCACAGAGUCUCCUCGGCAUUCGCAGCCUCAACCGAGCUUCGACCGUCGACCGAGUCAAACUGUUGCGCAAAAGGAGAUGCUCUUGUCACUCUUUGGCAAAUCAUCUGUCUCCCCAAACAUUUCUCCUGCGGAACUGAGCGCAUCUGUUCCAAAACCAUCGCAGCCUUCUUCUGUCGUUAGUCCAUUGUCACCGGUCAAUUUGCCCGCUGUUCCUAACUCUCAUCCCACAAACAUGAUGCGCUCCAGCCCAUCUACACGCACAAUAUGUGCGCAAUGCCUCAGUCGCAAUCGACACUUCUCCACGACCAUCCAGCGUUGCGCCCCACGAUCCAGCACCCCGAACCCUCCCUCCCCGCCAGCAACCGGAUAUGCACGUCUCACGAACCGCGGAUUAAUCUCCAUAACGGGCAUAGAUAGCACCUCAUAUCUCCAAGGCUUAAUCACGCAGAACAUGCUCAUUACGAACGACCCGAACCGCCCGACCCGUCGAACGGGCUCCUACACUGCCUUUCUGAACUCCCAAGGCCGCGUGCUCAACGACGCCUUCCUCUACCCACUGCCCCAGGCAGAGGGCACUUCACCGGACGAACAUGCAUGGCUUGUAGAGGUGGACAAGAGCGAAGUCACGAGCCUCUUGAAGCAUCUUAAAAAACACAAACUCCGCGCGAAACUGAAGCUACGUGCCCUGGAUGAGGGAGAACGCACUGUGUGGGCCUCAUGGAAGGACCAUAGUGAACCGCGGUGGGCAGCGUACAAUCUGGAUUGUCAGUCUUUUUCACCCUUUGCCUCGUCCUCCGCGACGGUCACCGGGUGUGUGGAUACCCGCGCACCAGGAUUCGGAUCCAGGCUCAUCACGCCGGGGGAGGGAGAUUUGACGACGCAUCUGGCGGGGGCAGAAGGAGAGGGGUAUGGAUCGGAGGUGGAUCUGGGCUCUUACACCGUGCGACGGAUGUUACAUGGCGUUGCGGAAGGGCAGUCGGAGAUCAUUCGCGAGUCCGCACUUCCGUUGGAGUCGAACAUGGAUAUGAUGCGGGGCAUUGAUUUCCGCAAGGGAUGCUAUGUCGGUCAGGAACUUACGAUCCGGACCCAUCAUACUGGUGUUGUGAGAAAGCGUAUACUUCCGGUUCAGUUGUAUGAAGGGAGUCUAGGGGAUUUGGAAUCGGCCGAUAUGCCCGUGUACGACCCCUCUGUGGAGGUGGAGUUGCCGCCAUCCGGAUCGAAUAUUUCCAAGGUCAGCGCCCGCAAGGGCCGUAGUGCGGGCAAGUUCUUAGGUGGCGUUGGAAACAUCGGACUUGCUUUGUGUCGGUUGGAGAUGAUGACGGAUGUUGCUUUGACUGGGGAGGGAACUCAAUAUAGUCCUGAUCAGGAGUUCAAGGUCUCAUGGACUGGAGCCGAAGAUGGAUCAUCUGAGUCUGGCGAGGUGAAGUUGAAAGCACUUGUCCCGGCUUGGACGAGAGAGUACAUCUCCAAUGGUGGAGUGAAGAAAAAUCAGGGCCGGAACCUAGAACUGGAGGGACAGCGGGCCAGGGAACUGUUGGAACAAUUGGAGGAAGAGGAGUCCUCACGAUGA